This is a messenger RNA of Cicer arietinum (chickpea), 1408 nucleotides long. RefSeq names its product PLASTID TRANSCRIPTIONALLY ACTIVE protein 6, chloroplastic. NCBI's taxonomy places the organism in Eukaryota, Viridiplantae, Streptophyta, Magnoliopsida, Fabales, Fabaceae. The record is from RefSeq and is a predicted model, not a curated record. Gene Ontology annotation, cellular component: plastid-encoded plastid RNA polymerase complex.
GUGUUAAUGAUUGUGCCAAAUUUAUAGAUGAGAUAUCCACUCCCCAAAUAUUGAAUAAGUUCAGCCGCCAAGUGUUAUCUUCUCUUGUAGUGUUCUUCCCUCCUUCAAACUAUGUCCAUUUCUACUACCGCCACCACUUCCGUUACCUCAUUCCUCUUCCCCUCACCACCACCACUUUCUACAAAUUCACAACUCUCCUUCUUUUCUCCUUUCAAACUCAAACCACUCUCCAACACUUCUCUCUUCCUCCAAACCCCCUCCACCUCCACCUCAAGGCGCAACCCAUUUUUAACACGCGCCGACGACGGCGACUCUGCCGGUCCCGACGAUUACGAGAUGGACGACGACGAAAUGGAGGAGGUAGACAACAAGAAAGACUUCGAUAUCGAGUACGAUCCGUUGGCCGCCGCCGCCGGAGACGUCGACAUUGCGGCGGUGCAGAGCAAGAACUUCGUGUCUACGCAGGGUUGGGACCCCGAUACACUCGUUGAUUACAGAAUUAACGAAGACGAGUUUCAUAAGAUUAGCUUGUUAGAUUGCGAUUUCUUCAUAAGGAAACCCCCUGACCCUGAUAACGAUGUCUAUGAUUUCAGAGAGAUGUACGUCACUCCUCCGGAUACAGAUGUUUAUUCAAUCCCCAAGGUUCUUGCACCAAUGCCUCAGAAGUACAUUAGAUGCGCGCAAAGUGAUUUUGGAUGCGAUAAUGUUACGGAGCCACCUGUUGAUGCACGUCGAGAUCCUCUGUAUAAAUCUGAGAGGGAAAUUGAGAAGGUAUUCUUGACAAAACACUACAAAAAUCGGAGACUGGGAGACCCUGAGUUUGUCCUAGAUUUUGAGGAGAUUUAUGUUAUUGAUUCCAAAACUAAGUCCAUAACCAGAGCCAAAAUUCUUGUAACAGCUCCUGGAGGGAGAACUAGAGAUAGAAAGAGCGACUUGCUUGUUAUAGCUGAUAAGGGGAACUCCUUCAAAAUAAUACAUGCGAGUGAAAAAGAUGAUCCAACAACUGUGAUAGAAAGACGGGAGUGGGCCCAAUCCAGAGAAGAAAUGGAGAGGCAUCUUAGAAAACUAAGAGACUUCAGCACUUCAAAUUGGUUUUGAUUGAUAAGUACGUACUCAAACACUUCCCAAUGAUUGUGCACAGCACGAUAAGUAGUUCGAUCUAACACGUCACACGUGUAUACAGGAAAUUAGACCCAACCUUCCAUUUUUGACAUUGUGUGCUAGUUGCUGGAUAUUGUGUAUAUUCUGUUGUAAUUUGUUAUUGGUAGAGACAUGGCUAUUGAAGUCCAAUUAUCUAUAAUAGUGACCUACAGUUGAAUAGCCACUGCUUGGAUAUAUAACCGUGAAUAUUGAGUCAUGGCAUGACCAUAACUUUUUGAGUACAGAACUUAAUAUUUUUGUAUUUUCA